Molecule: messenger RNA, 2162 nt
Organism: Blepharisma stoltei
Lineage: Eukaryota; Ciliophora; Heterotrichea; Heterotrichida; Blepharismidae
Source: the annotation of a GenBank genome assembly
AUGACUGAAAACUCUAUAUCUCCUAAAGCAGAUAAAAGCAUUUCUUUCUUCAAAACCUCCAGAAAAUAUGAGCCAAAGAUGGAAUAGGCCCUAGCAAACCUGCUCUUCUCAGCCAAGAAUUUUCCUCAUGCCAAGUCCUACCAUCGGAUCAACUGAACUUGGACUUCAGGGAUAGGAUGGCUGAAGAAAUUGGUCGGCAUCAAGGCACGUAGGACUAAGGCUGACUCCACCAUUUAAAUUGGAACGUAUUUUGUGGGUACUUCAACCCCCUUUAAAUUGGGAACAAAAUUAUUUUUAAAUAGGAAAAUUUAAAUGGUUCAAAUAGACCAAAUUUGAUAGACAAAAUGCAAGUAGAUGUUAUUUAAACAGUUUUAAAAAACUAAAUUGAUUAAUUUUUUUAUUUAAAUCUUUAUAAAAAUAAAUUAAAAUUCAAAGUAUUUUGCUCAAUUAUAUUCUUUAACAAUAUAAAAAAUUUGUAAAAUUAAUUUUGACUUAGUUUAAUAGAAAUAGGGCAAUAAGAAUGCUAUUUAAACAGUGUCACACUGAACCGAUUAAUUUUUAUAUUAUUUCUUCAUAAAAAAUAAAUUAAAAUUUAAAGUAUCGUGCUCAAUUAAUAAUUUUCAGGAUUUUUAAUUUAAAAGGGGAGUUAGUAGUUAGGCGCCCGGUCUUUACUUUAUUCAAGGCCAGCAGGUAGAUUAUCUAAGGCAAGAUGGAAGCACUCCACAGUUCACCGGAUUCCAAUGAAGAAGAUACAAUUUAAUUGGUUGCAAUCACAUUAAAUACAAGUGUUUUGGUCAAGACAACUGACGUGAGGUAUGUAGAUAAACCACCUUGCCAUCGCUAGAUGCAGGUAAUAACUAUAUUUAGUCAUAGCGUGAUGAGCUUUGGUUUUGAUUUUGCCAUAAAAUGGUCGACAGCCUCUCUAAAUGGGCUUGCAGGAUAAACCUAAGUUUUUUUACUGCAGCCUUUUAUAGUCAAAAAUGACGGAGGGUUUUUUCCGGGGUUUUCAGGAAAAACCCUAAUGAAUUUUUCACAAAAGUAUAAUGAAAAAAACCAACCUUGUGCAAGAUGGAAUUCGGAAUUGAAAGGGGUGUCAGCAAUAUCAGUGAGGUUCCUCCUGAUUGAUCAGUUGCGUCCUGGAACUACGAAUUUUUAUCUUAGCCUACAGGUGACCAGAAAAAUUGUUUUCGAAUUUUCUAGAACCAAACCCCGUUGGUGUACUGCAUGGUGACCUAAAAUUUCCGACUACCAGGUAGCAUGUCUGUUAUGAGCAAGAAUUUGAAGGUUGUGAGACGAUUGUCGACGAGAAGACGAUUGGAACCUUAUGGAAGAGAAUCAGGAUCCUCGGAUCCAGACAGUGAGCUUUCCUAUAAUCUAGCUAAGUUAAGUGUAAAGUUUAGAUACAAUGCGAUUUCUUUCUUAUUUGGUUUGCAUUUUUAGAGUUUAGAGUUAAGAUUGUAGCAAGUCUCAAAAACUAGAUCUUUAAGGCCAUAUCUCAGCUAUAAUAAGCAGAUCCCGAUAAAAUACUUGUCAAAAAGUUUUUAUCCAGAAAAAUGAGGAAAAAAACACAGGUAGAUUUUUUCCUUUAUACUUUUGUGAAACCAUUGGGUUUUCAUCCUGAAAAAAUCUGGAAAUAACCUUCCUCGUUUUGGGCUGUAAAAAGGCAGCACGAAAUAACCCUCGGUUUUUUUUUCGUCACAAUCCUUCUAAAUGCAAGGUUAAAAUUAAGGCUUUUCAAAUCCUCCAAGGUUGACUCCUGCUCCUAUGUCGCUAUGAAAAACGGACAAGCUGUCGCCGUUCCUUACAACACCAAUUCCCCCACAAAUAAAAGCUUAUACUCAAAUCAUCCAAAGCUAACAGAAAAGCGAAGCUUGUCUCACGACGUUCAUAAAAUCAGGCACCAUUUGCAUGCUGGAAUGACCUCAAAACCUCUUGAGCCAUAUUCCCCAGACGCCCAAAGAUCUAGACUUCGGAGCGAGGACUUUGUGAUUCCUUAUAAAAAUACUUCACAAAUUAUUAUUGGAGACAGAAACUCUAAAUAUAAAAGACAUUUUUUAACAACAGCUCAAAAUUUAUUAAAGAAGCCAAUUUUGCAGAUGACGACUAAUUUGGGGAUUCUAUCUGAAAAGACUAAGUGGAUUAAAUAUAAAGAAGACUGCUAG